Aspergillus welwitschiae is the source of this 1752-nucleotide messenger RNA. RefSeq names its product homoserine kinase. Gene Ontology annotation, molecular function: homoserine kinase activity; ATP binding. The transcript is spliced from 3 exons. Bases 239 to 1303 code for a protein of 354 amino acids. The record is from RefSeq and is a predicted model, not a curated record. Lineage: Eukaryota; Fungi; Ascomycota; Eurotiomycetes; Eurotiales; Aspergillaceae. Gene Ontology annotation, biological process: L-threonine metabolic process.
CGAAGAGCGCCAAGAAAAGAAAGAGUCACAACCUUAGUCGGAGCCGAGUGCGAUAAUAAUUAUUAUUGUAGUGACUCAAGUCUAUCUAUCACUACUACGCUGGUGACUGGCAACGAAAGUGCACUUGCCAUCCAUACUACGUACCAGACCUAGCAAGUCACUGGAGGCUUCAUCCCGCUUCAGUUCACUUUUGUUUCUUUUUUUUUCCUGAUCCCUCCUUCGUCCUCCUUCCCCCACAAUGGCUGCGACCUCUUUUGUUAUCAGGACGCCCUGCUCUUCCGCCAACAUCGGACCUGGGUUCGACGUGAUCGGCCUGGCAUUGUCCAUGCACUUGGAGCUCCACGUCACAAUUGAUACCUCCAAGUCAUCGCAACAACCACUUAACUGUCGCAUCACAUAUGACGACCUGAGCAACAGUUCCGAGAAGAUCAGUCUGGACCCCGAGGUCAACUUGAUCACCCGCGUAGCACUUUACGUACUUAGAUGCCAUAGCCAACGGGCAUUCCCUGCUGAGACCCAUGUGCACAUUGUAAACCCGAUCCCCCUUAGUCGGGGUCUCGGUUCUUCUGGCACUGCCGUUGUGGCUGGUGUAAUGCUGGGAAAUGAGGUAGGUAAGCUUGGACUCAGCAAGGAUCGUCUCUUGGAUUAUUGUUUGAUGAUCGAACGACACCCCGACAAUGUCGCUGCCUCGCUCUUCGGAGGCUUCGUUGGCACCUACCUCAACGAACUCGCUCCCGAAGAUGUUGCGCGCAAGGAGAUUCCUCUCAGUGAAGUUCUUCCUUCUCCGGCUGGUGGCAUUGACACCGGCAAGAGGCCUCCUGAGCCGCCCAUUGGCAUCGGCCAUUACAGAAAGUUCCAGUGGGCCAAAGAAAUCAAGGCUAUUGCCAUCAUCCCCGACUUUGUCGUGCCGACCGCCAACGCCCGGAAUGUUCUUCCUACCUCGUAUACCAGAGCGGAUGUUGUCUUCAACCUCCAGCGCGCUGCCUUGCUCCCAGCAGCUUUGGGCAGCUCUCCGCCGGACCCAGACAUGAUCUAUCUGGCCAUGCAAGAUAAGGUCCACCAACCAUACAGACAGACUCUUAUCCCCGGCUUGACGGAAAUUCUUCAAUCAAUGAACCCACGUACGCAGCCCGGUCUGCUUGGAAUCUGUCUGUCAGGUGCCGGUCCGACCAUCCUUGCCUUGGCAACGGAUAGGUUCGAAGAAAUUGCUGACCGCAUUAUCUCUCGCUUUGCUACCAAUGGCAUCGCCUGCCAGUGGAAGUUGCUUGAGCCUGCCCAAGACGGCACCACUGUCCAAUACUGAGAAUUUGAUAGCGAUUUCCAGAAGUCGAAUCCAACUCUCACGCAGAAAAAGUCAUGAUCGGAGAGGCAGUGAUAGACAUGACCGCCAUGAUUGGUGUAUAUGCUUUCAUAGACGGUUAGAGCUUGGGAAAGGGCUCUAUGAACAGUGGGCAUAACGAAAGUGACUCUUCUUAUUACUCACAUUCAUGAUAUACAUGCCCACAAUUUCUUCCUACACUGUCGCCUAGACUUCAGUUCUUGAAAUGACAUCGAAUAAACAGUUUCCCAGCAACUUCAGGAUUGCCAAGGCACUUUGUGUACUCUUGUAGAUUUGAGAACACUAGAGCACCUGACAGGAAGAGAGCUUUUACAGAUGCAUUGCUAGAAGAUAUACCAACCGGCUACAUUUAUCAAUGGACUUUCUCUCCACGUCCCAAGAAGGAUAUAGAAAACAAAGAACCUAAAGACGAU